This is a messenger RNA of Didymosphaeria variabile, 1203 nucleotides long. It is a transcript of the gene SUR1, whose product is annotated as zinc-finger protein. The record is from RefSeq and is a predicted model, not a curated record. Gene Ontology annotation, cellular component: nucleus. The coding region runs from base 1 to 1203 and encodes 400 amino acids. Lineage: Eukaryota; Fungi; Ascomycota; Dothideomycetes; Pleosporales; Didymosphaeriaceae. The transcript has 2 exons. Gene Ontology annotation, biological process: regulation of transcription by RNA polymerase II. Gene Ontology annotation, molecular function: DNA-binding transcription factor activity, RNA polymerase II-specific; RNA polymerase II cis-regulatory region sequence-specific DNA binding.
AUGGCUCACGCAUAUCAAGGAAACGACCGCGACUCGGCAUACGGCGACGACGACAACCUCUUUUUUCCGGAUCCUAUGUUCGCCUUGCCCGCGCCGCUGGCAGGUUCAAAGCGCGAUGUGAACAAUGUCAUACUGACAGAUCCCAAAUCUGCGGGCCUGGGAUUGGCCGCGGAAACGGGUACUUGGGCUGAGCAUGGUGACCCAAGUGCCCAAAGAACUCGCAAUCCCAAGCCCGGUUGUCCUUCCUGUGAAGACGGGCGCCCGUCAAAACGGAAGGCUUCGGCCGUCAAAGUAGGCGAGUACCACAAUGUUGCCGCCAACCAAGCCAUCUCGAACUCGGACCAGCAGUUCCCGGACCUGUGCUUCGAGCAGUUCUGCCAAGGAUGCGAUCUGGACACCGCAUCGUCCGAAGGUAACGGUCUGGCGAACAACUUCUUGAACUUCGGGCUCCAGUCGAGUCAACCGAGCACCGCGUUCUCUCUUGCACCUUCAGCUCCUGGUAUGAACAUGUUCGACAACCAUCUGACCAGCCCUUUAUACGGGUUCAAUGAUACCACUUGGCUUCUUCCGCAAUCGCACUACUCAGAUGCAUUCCAGAGCGUGGGGCCCAAGAACCCUAAGGUUGACUUCGACAUAUCAGCUGCGCGGCUUGAACCCAAGCCUGAAUUGACCGGAAGCGCUACGGAUGCACAGUCCUGCGUCUGCAGAUGGCAACAUGCCCCCGGCCUCCUCUGUCUCGCCGCCUUCCCCGACGCCUCCGCCCUCCACGCCCACAUCAAAGCCACCCACGUCGACAACUGCGCCCAGUGCGUCUGCCAGUGGGAGAACUGCGAAGCCUCCUCCAAAGACUUCAAGCAGCGCUCCAAGCUCUCGCGGCACCUCCUCGCGCACGCCGGCCACCGCCCCUACGCAUGCAGCUUCAAAGACUGCAACAAGACCUUCGCUACCAACCAAGCGAAGGACAACCACGAGCGCACCCACACGGGCGAGCGCCCAUAUGUCUGCGAUAGGUGCGGAUACACCACGACGACGCACACGCAGCUGCAGACGCACAUCUCCGCGCUGCACGAAGGGAAGAAACCGCACAAGUGCCGCUUCUGCGACUUCUCGUGCGCGGACAGCUCGAAUUUGAGUAAGCAUGAGCGCACGCAUCAGGUAAGCCCCCUCAACGGUGUCCACUCCAUCAUCAAGCUGACGCAAUGA